Hyaloscypha bicolor E is the source of this 720-nucleotide messenger RNA. RefSeq lists its product as uncharacterized. The record is from RefSeq and is a predicted model, not a curated record. The transcript has 5 exons. Bases 1 to 720 code for a protein of 239 amino acids. NCBI's taxonomy places the organism in Eukaryota, Fungi, Ascomycota, Leotiomycetes, Helotiales, Hyaloscyphaceae.
AUGUCUUCAUCAGAACCCAUGUGGAAUUUUUCAGCAUUGCCGGAAGAGCCAAUCGCAGAACAUCUAGAGCAGUCCGAGGAGGACGAGGCUCACCCUAUCAAUCUCGAAGCUGAAGAAGUUCCACCCCAAGAAACGCAAGCUCAACCAGGGCUAAUGGACCAGAAAACGGUACAGUGGUUAAUUGACCAACUGAACUACUUUGGGCAAUUGGUGCAAGUGAUUCACGAUGAAAAGAUCCCCGCGGAUUUAAAUGAGACGCUUCAAAAAAUCAUGAGGAACACCCAGAAUUUGCCCGAAAUGAUAUCAACCUUGGACAGCCUCAACAGCCGCCAUCUUCUCUACGAGUUGGGGACUAAUGUGAUUAAAACUCGCGUCCAAGAAUUGACUGACCAAGGCAAAGCUGCGAAUGUUCAGCUGUCAAACUUGUUUCAACUGCAAAGUCAGAUCUUUCAGGGGCUUGGGAAGCAGCUCACCACGCUGCUAGAGCUCUCUGAGCGCAUCGAUCGCUUGGCAACUGGCGGGCGAAACGGUCAACGAGUCACCUUGCACACUGCUGCAACCGCCCCCGAGGGUUCACUCUUCAGUCGCGUCAUGGCUGGGUGUCGAGCAAUUGGGCGAUUUUUUGGAAGUCAGCCUCUUGGCAUCUUUGCUGCCAUCAUCCUGAUCGCUGUUAUCGUUGCACUGAAGAUGUAUGAGAUGAGCCAAGGAAAAGAGCUUUAG